UUGCUCUGGAUGAUGACAAGAUUGUUGGUGGAUAUGAGUGCAAACCCCAUUCCCAGUCCUGGCAGGUGUCUCUGAACUCUGGCUACCACUUUUGUGGUGGCUCUCUGGUCAGCGAGUACUGGGUUGUGUCUGCUGCUCACUGCUACAAGUCACGUGUGGAGGUCCGUUUGGGUGAGCACAACAUCGAAGUUGAUGAGGGUUCUGAGCAGUUCAUCUCCUCUGAGAAGGUCAUCCGCCAUCCCAACUAUGACUCCUGGACAAUUGACAGUGACAUCAUGCUGAUCAAGCUUAGCAAUCCCGCAACCCUCAAUCAGUAUGUGCAGCCUGUGGCCCUGCCCAAUGGCUGUGCCGCCGCUGGCACCAUGUGCAGUGUCACUGGCUGGGGAGACACCAUGAGUUCCACUGCUGAUUCCAACAAGCUUCAGUGUCUGGAGAUCCCCAUCCUGUCCGACAGCGACUGCAACAACUCCUACCCUGGUAUGAUCACAGAUACCAUGUUCUGUGCUGGAUACCUGGAGGGAGGAAAGGACUCUUGUCAGGGUGACUCUGGUGGUCCUGUGGUGUGCAACAAUGUGCUGCAGGGUAUUGUGUCCUGGGGUUAUGGCUGUGCUGAGAAGAAUCAUCCUGGUGUCUAUGGCAAGGUCUGUAUGUUCAGCCAAUGGAUCGCCGACACCAUGAAUAGCAACUAA
Sinocyclocheilus grahami is the source of this 689-nucleotide messenger RNA. RefSeq names its product trypsin-1-like. The transcript is spliced from 5 exons. The annotation marks the transcript as partial. Gene Ontology annotation, molecular function: serine-type endopeptidase activity. The record is from RefSeq and is a predicted model, not a curated record. Gene Ontology annotation, biological process: proteolysis. Lineage: Eukaryota; Metazoa; Chordata; Actinopteri; Cypriniformes; Cyprinidae.